AUGCUUACUUUUGAACAAAUUCGAACUAUGAAAAAAAAUAAUUCGGAAUUUGCAUUUUGUAUUUUAAUUCUUAUUCAUUCAGUCUAUGUACUUAGUUCAAUAUUUUCAACAGCUAUUUUUUGUCGUAUUACUAAUGCUGUUCUAACAACUUUAACUAUUGUACUUCUAUCGACUUAUAUUAGCGUUGAUUUUUACAUUCGUUUUAUUUUAUUCAAUGAUAAAAAUUUACAUCAUUCAACUAUUCGAUUAGGUUUUGUAUUGAUUUUACUAAUAUUAAUAGUUCCAUGGACGAAUAUUAUAGUUCAUGAAUAUCGAAUGAAUAUUUCAAUAAAAGAAGAAAUAAUCUAUCCACGAUCAACAACAUUUUCUUGGUUUUUAUAUCUUGAUUUUCUAUUAAUAAUUUCCUUAUUGAUACUGACUAUUCGUAAUCAAUCAGAUUUUAGUUUUUAUCAAAUUGUUUUCUUAUCAGUUGGAAUACCUCUUGUUUCAUUAUGGUUAUACAUGGGAAUACUUAUGGCAAAUAAUAAAAUUCAUCAUUGGAUUAUUUCGAUUAGUUUUUAUAUCUUAUCAAUAAUACAAAUCAUUCAUUUAAUUUAUAUAACUUCCAAAACUAUUUUAGAAUAUAAAACAUUAUCAAAAUUAAAUGACUUAACAUUAUUCUCUUUACUUAUUAUAAUAUUUAUUUGUAGUGGUGCAAAUCUUCUUAUUCAUCUAUUAACAGUAAUAAUGAGUUUUGUUUUAAUGGAUAAUAUAUAA
Molecule: messenger RNA, 756 nt
Organism: Adineta steineri
Lineage: Eukaryota; Metazoa; Rotifera; Eurotatoria; Adinetida; Adinetidae
Source: the annotation of a GenBank genome assembly